CUUAUUGUGGCAUUAUCAACCGGUUGUUAAGAAAGACUAGACCUAUUUGGAUGAUGUAGUUGUUUAUUUUUCAAACACAGCCUAAAGAGUUUUCUUGUUCUUCCUAAAUUGCUCCUGCAGCUUGGAAUGAUAUAUACAACCACAAAACUAUCUCAUGCCUAGAAAGCUAACUCUACCCAUGUAUUUACCUAGGAUGCUUCUGCAGCCUAUGUUAGCAUGGGUUUUGGGAUCAGCUGUUCUUGCUGCUGCUGCUGCUUCCGCUGCUGACGAAACCUCAUCUGUUUGCUCACGUACUUGCGAUCAAAUUAAAGUCCCGUACCCAUUUGGCACAAAGGAAGGAUGCUACAUGGAAGAACAUUUUCAUGUUACUUGUGACCACUCUACCGACCCUCACAAGCUGUAUUUAAAUACGAGUGAUGCUAACAUAGAGAUCAGAGACAUACUUCUUUCUGGUGAAUUGCACAUAUCAUCCCAAAUAGCGCGUGAUUGCUACAAUAAACAGGGGGUUCAGGUUUUCAACAAUCAAAUCUCAGUCAGAUCCGGCAAAUUCCCCAUCUCAAUCACCCGAAAUAAGUUCAUAGCCAUAGGCUGUGACACCUACGGUGUUAUUGAGGGUUUUGACGGACAAAACUAUAGCACGGGUUGCUGGUCACAAUGUGACAAUAUCAACAAAGUGAUCAACGGCUCUUGUUCUGGUAUUGGCUGCUGUGAGAAAAGUAUCCCAAAAGGAGUGACGAGUUUCAAAUUCAAUGUUAGUAGCCAUGACAAACAUACCCGUGUUUGGGAGUUCAAUCCGUGCAGUUAUGCUUUUGUAGCUGAAGAAACUAAUUAUGCCUUCUCUUCUGUAGAUCUUGCAAGCUUACAAAAUAGAUCAAUGGUUCCAGUGGUGCUUGAUUGGGCAGUAGGGAACCAAAGAUGUAAUGAAGCCAAAAAAAAUCUAACUAGUUUUGCUUGCAAGGCUAAUAGCCACUGUUAUGACUUUGACAAUGGUCCUGGGUAUCGCUGCAAUUGCUCCCAGGGAUAUGAAGGGAACCCUUAUUCUCCUAAUGGUUGUUCAGAUAUUGAUGAGUGCGUUAUUUCAAGCCCAAGCCCCUGCAACAUCACAUGCCAAAAUUUACCUGGCACAUACAAUUGUUCUUGUCCAGAGGGCUAUGAAGGUGAUGGAAGAACAGAUGGAUCAGGUUGCAGUCCAAUUCCAAAUUCCAACAACAUCCCUCCCUUGAUUAAGAUUGCACUGGGCAUAAGCAUAGGCGUAUCAGUGCUACUUCUUGGUGGCUCCUGGCUAUAUUGUGGAUUUAGGCAAAGGAAUAUCAUCAAUCUCAGAGAGAAGUUCUUUCAGCAAAAUGGUGGCAUCAUGUUACAACAACAACUUUCCAUGCGUGAAGGAUCAGUACAAUACGCUAAAAUCUUUACUGCAGAGGACCUUGAGAAGGCAACAAACAACUACCAUGAAAGUAGAAUCCUGGGCCAAGGUGGCCAAGGAACAGUCUACAAGGGAGUAUUAGCAGAUACCACCGUAGUUGCCAUCAAGAAGGCCAAAGUAGCAGAACAGAGCCAGUCCCAAAUUGAGCAAUUCAUUAAUGAAGUCAUAAUUCUCUCCCAAGUCAACCAUAGGAAUGUUGUGAAACUCCUAGGGUGUUGCUUGGAGACACAAGUUCCUUUACUAGUCUAUGAAUUUAUUACCAAUGGGACUCUCUAUGACCACAUACACACUGUUGGUGGCACAACCUCAAUGUCAUGGGAGAAUCGUUUAAGGAUAGCAACAGAAACUGCAGCAGCCCUUUCAUAUUUGCACUCUGCCGCUAGCACUCCUAUCAUUCAUAGAGAUGUUAAGUCCACUAACAUACUAUUAGACGACAAUUACGUUGCAAAAGUAUCCGAUUUUGGCUCUUCAAGGUUGAUCCCCAUGGACCAAACUCAGUUAACCACAUUGGUUCAAGGGACACUUGGUUACUUGGACCCAGAGUACUUCCAAACAAGCCAAUUGACUGAGAGGAGUGAUGUUUACAGCUUUGGGGUUGUCCUUGUAGAAUUGCUAACCAGCAAGAAAGCAAUUUCUUUUGACAGGCCUGAAGCAGAAAGAAAUUUAGCAAUGUAUUUUAUUUCAGCAAUGAAAGAAGAUUGCUUAUUUGAAAUUGUUGAUGAACAGGUGAUAAAUGAUGCAAAGGCUGACCAACUAAAAGAAGUUGCUAGUUUAACAAACAGAUGCUUAAGAGUGAAAGGUGAUGAAAGGCCAACCAUGAAGGAAGUGGCAAUGGAGCUAGAGGGAUUGAGAAUGAUGGAGAAAAACUCAUGGUUAAAUGACAAGAAAAAUUUAGAAGAGACUCAGUAUUUGCUUGGAGAUCAACUUUCAAAUGCUUAUGGUGGUGGCACUAGUAUGAGCAAUUCAACAGCUUAUGAUAGCAUAGCAAACAAUGCCAUGACACCAUUUCAUAGUGGAAGAUAAGGUGUUGCUUAUGAUGCUCUAUGCUCAUUAGAUGUUUUGUAAUAUUUUUAUUUCAGCCAAUUUGUCAAAUAACCCUGUGAAUUGUUUUGAAUAUUUGGUUAUAUAUGUUGAGGUUGAAUUUGUUUGAAUUUA
Messenger RNA from Camellia sinensis, 2578 nucleotides. RefSeq names its product wall-associated receptor kinase 2. Gene Ontology annotation, biological process: cell surface receptor signaling pathway; protein phosphorylation. Gene Ontology annotation, cellular component: plasma membrane. Gene Ontology annotation, molecular function: calcium ion binding; ATP binding; polysaccharide binding. The record is from RefSeq and is a predicted model, not a curated record. Lineage: Eukaryota; Viridiplantae; Streptophyta; Magnoliopsida; Ericales; Theaceae.